This is a messenger RNA of Sardina pilchardus (European sardine), 3729 nucleotides long. Its product is annotated as LHFPL tetraspan subfamily member 3 protein-like. The transcript is spliced from 4 exons. Gene Ontology annotation, cellular component: plasma membrane. Gene Ontology annotation, biological process: sensory perception of sound. The record is from RefSeq and is a predicted model, not a curated record. Lineage: Eukaryota; Metazoa; Chordata; Actinopteri; Clupeiformes; Clupeidae. Bases 1062 to 1745 code for a protein of 227 amino acids.
GCUGCCGUAGCCUACAUGCAAGAUCCAGCCUCCACUUACAUUAUCUACCAUUUAGACGGUAAAGGCAGUCGGAUAAUACCAGGGUAUGAUUGCAUGACAGUGUACAACUGGAUGCUUUGUCGAGUGUAAAAUGCCUGAACAACGAAAUAGUGAUGAAAUGCGACCGAUUUCAGUUUACCAAACGAGCGGUUUAGGGUGUUUUGCGCAGAUUGUCUAGCUUAUCGGAUGGUUACGAAUACAGGUGUUCCUGGGAUAAAAUGCAUGGUAAUAUUUCAGGGCAUGCACAUGACAUAAUGUUGUUGUAGGUGGAGACAACAUCGUCAGCUCUGACACACGCAUCAUCGCCGCUUCAUCUGCUUCCAUUUAACCGCGUCGCUCCUUUCCCCCUACCCACGGCAUCCCUGUCUGACGGAGGAGGCUGACGGCCGCUAGGAGAAAAGGAUGCUCACCGUAGCCACGACAGGACUGCGUCUGACCCUGAGGUAGACAUCAAUACAGUUUUUGACGGAGUCAUUUCUAUAAGCAGCCGCUUUUUUUUAUGAAUGAACUAAACACGCGGAUUUUUCUUGUGUCGACCGUGCUAUUUCAAACGAGGUCUUGAGAGAUUUGCGUUAGCUGUUGCAAUGAUAAAUCGCGUUAUGUAGGCUACGAAUACACUGUGCAAUACUGUCGCAGAUAGGCUACUAAUUCAUUCAUUUCUGUACAUUUCAUUACAAAGGACCCAAUAGCUGAACACUGACUGGUAGUGUGCCAGUUGGAAUUGAUGAAUGUGCCAAACACCAAAAAUGGCACUUUAAAGGUGUGGGCAGGCUAGUUCGUGUCUUUUACCUGCACGGACGGUCAGGAAUUAAGCGUAAAUACCGAAAUCCUGUAUUUGACUUUGAGCCUCUCUUUUGCCUUUCGGUAACGCAAACCUCUGUGGACAUAAUGCUUUGAUCUUGGAGCAGUCUUAGCUACUUCUCGGAGAACACAACUGCCUCUGAAACCUACCUGCCCCUGAAUUUAGCAAGUGAGCUGUGCCCCGUUAUCACCUAUUUACAAACUAAGUUUUAAAGCAGAGUAUGAUACCAGGAGCUGCUGCAACGAUGUUACCUUCUUCUGAAGCCGCGAAACUCUACCAAACGAACUACAUCAGGAACUCCAACUACAUUGGACUCCUGUGGUCCAUAUUCACUAUACUUUUUGCUAUCUUGAACGUGGUGGUUUUCAUGCAGCCAUACUGGAUAGGGGACGGCAUGGACACCCCGCAGGUUGGUUACUUCGGCCUCUUCCACUACUGUAUCGGUGACGGGAUCGCCCGGGAACUCGAUUGCCAGGGAACCUUUACCGAGUUUGCCGCCAUCCCUUCCACCGCGUUCAAGGCCGCAUCCUUUUUCGUGGGAACAUCCAUGGUCCUCGUGCUCUCUUGCAUCGGCUGCUUCGUCCUCUUCUUCUUCUGUAGCACGCACACAGUUUUCAAGAUAUGCGGAUGGAUGCAGCUGACUUCAGGUGUGUGUCUGGUGCUGGGCUGCAUGAUCUACCCGGACGGCUGGGACGCCAAGGAGGUACAGAGCAUGUGCGGGGAGCAGACGGACAAGUACUCCAUCGGAGCGUGCUCAGUGCGCUGGGCCUACAUCCUGGCCAUCAUGGGCAUCCUGGACGCCCUCAUCCUCUCCUUCCUGGCCUUCGUGCUGGGCAACCGACAGGACAACCUGAUGGCCGAGGAGCUGCUGGCCGAGAGUAAAGCGGAGGGUGGGAACGCCUAACACACUCUGAGCUCUCUCCGCACCAGGGUCACGUCCCUACAUAAUGAUCCAGGAUCCCAGAAGACAUCAAGCAACAAGAGCAUCUUAAAAAAUGUAAAAACAUACACACUCUACUACACACAUAACUACGUAGUUAUCCCCCACACACACACACACACAUACACAUACACAUACACACACACACACACACACACACACACACACUUGAACUCUGUUAUGAACUCUGGAGUCUUCUCACUCUGCCCAGCUAUCAUCUCUGCCCCUUCCCAGGCUGUGAGAAGCCUCCUGAGGAACAUGCUCUCUGUACAUAUUUAAACAGCACAUCAUUUAGAGACUGUUACCACGACCACCAGCCCCCGCCCUGCAUCUUUUACACCCACAACUGCACCAGAACACACACACACGCACGCACACACACACACACACACACACACACACACACACACACACACACACACACACACACACACACACACACACACACACACACACAAUAACAUCAUAAACUAACCAUGUCAUAGCCUAUGUACAGUAUAGUAGACAAUCACACUCUAGAGGCCCAUCAAGAACACAUUUCUCCACAUGGACAAUUAUUCAUGUAAUAUGGCGGCUCUUGUGACUGCCAAAAAAGCAUAUUAGAGCUGGUUUCCUGUUUAGGAUUACAUUUCAUUUUUUCCCUGUUUCCUGUGUGGUUAUUUUUUCAUGACUUAUGACUUGCUGACAAAGAAUGCUUUAUUAUCAGUAGUAUGUUUCUGGAGCAGUUAGCGUUAAUGAAUAUAUGAAUACAUGCUAUCAGUUGUACCUCUCAUCACACGUGGAAGCAUUUCUAAGACAAUUUCCACCUAACCUAACCUACAGAAGAUUAUCACUGGAUCCCCUCGCACUGUGAAAGGAUUAAGACUGCACUAGCUUGUCCUGUCCUGUGUUUCAAUAUGUGCGGCUGUUGUGUUCGUGUCCACUAGAGAGAGAGAGAGUGUGUUGGUGUACUCUGAGCACACAUUGACAACGGUAAGACAACAACCAGACAGUUUAACUGUAACAUCAGCUGAAACCAAGAAAAUCCAUAACCUGUGUUGUGUUCAAAAUCUGCAGUGCCCAUUUACUGUAAUGUGUAAUGGCUUUCCAACACAAAACCAAGAGAUUAUGUAAAUACAGUACUCCAUAAUGCAUACCUAGCUAUUUAUAGUUUAUUCUGGAUCACCCUUAAGACCAGCUCUCUUUCUGUCCUGUGGUUAUGAAAUAGCUUCAACCUUUUCCAUAGGAACCUAUGGGCCACUCCAGCUGAUACCCUUCUAUGCCUCCCCUCACAUGUAUGUACUCUGUGAUAACGUUCAGACUCUACUUAUAUCAGAACCUUUGUAGCAUAUCAGAAUUGUUCCAUUACCGCUGAAUACUUCAUUUGUACUUGACCUUAUCUUUUUUGAAUGCAUAUAGCUUUAAAGGAGGUGUAAAGCUUAAACACCUAUCCCCCUCCCACAUACACACACACACACACACACACACACACACACACGUCACAUGCACAUGCUAGUUAUGUAUUAUGGUGUUAGUUUGUACUCAUAUUUGCAUAUACUGCACACUGCUAGACAAUGUAAACAUGCACGUGCAGGUGACUGCACUAUAGCUUUUCUUGUCACUGGCCAACAUGACUGGUCUGACUUUGUUGCGAUGUGUAAAUAUGUCAGAACAAAAAAAAAUCUAAACACCCCCCGCGUGUUCUGUGUCUCUGUCUCUGUUCAGUCUGAGCCGUGUCUCAGCAAACACACCCUUUAGUUGGGUUAUAUAUAUAUAUAUAUACAGGGUAUUUCACGAGAAGAGGCAUCGCACCAACGGGGGUGGUUAUGAUAUGCCACAUUAUAAUCCCAUCUGUUCAGUUCUCCUGUUAUGGAUGUAUACUUAUGUAAAUAGUCCAUACAUUAAAAAUGUGUAUGAAAUUAACAAAGACUACAGAUUAUUAUAAAUGUCAAUAAAGAUUUUCACUGUG